AUGGCAAAGCAAUCCACUAUCGCUAGGCGCGCAACAGUAGUUGCUUUGAAAGCUUAUACCCCUAAAUCUUCUGCUGAGAUUGCUGCCCUAACAGAUCUAUCUGUUCCCUCUGUUAAUCGAAUCUAUGGAGAAGCAAUUAAGCGAGGAUUCGAUCCACACCGCACGAUGAUUGAUAACCAGUACGUUGAGGAUAAACCUGGCUCUGGUAGGCCUACCAAGCAUGAUCCUACUACAGUUGAAAUUGUCCUAUCAAAGGUGCGACUAGAUCGAUAUGGCCGAGAGAAGACCUGCGCUGAUCUAGCUGGUGAUCUUAGCAAGCUAGGCAUCAAUAUCUCUGGUACAACGAUUCAUCGUAUACUAGAGAACGCCGGCUUUCGGAAGACGAAGCCGACGAGAAAGCCUGGAUUGACGAAGAAGAUGCGUGCUGAACGUCUUGCUUGGUGCCUUGCGCAUGAACACUGGACUAAAGAAGAUUGGAAAAACGUUAUCUUCUCUGAUGAAACGUCAGUGAUUCUUCUACACCGACGUGGCGGUUAUCGAAUCUGGCGAACUAAAGAUGAACGCUUUCUUCGAUCUUGUAUUUGCGAACGCUGGAAAGGAGCCUCUGAAUUUAUGUUUUGGGGGUGCUUUUCUUAUGAUAAGAAAGGACCCUGUCACUGUUCGCUUCCUGAAACUGGUAAGGAAAAACGUGAUGCUGAGAAAGAAGUUGAGCGGUUAAAUAAGGAAAUUGAACCUACUCUACGCACUUCAUGGGAGAUUGAGACAGGUCUACGCCGUCUUAAUAUGCGUCAAAACCUUGGUGGUAGAAAACCUACAUGGAAGUUUACCGCAAAGACUGGUAAAUUAGGUCGUGGGAAGAAGGGUGGAAUCGAUUGGUAUCGAUAUCAACAUCUUAUUCUACUACCAAAACUACUUCCUUUUGCGCAAGAAUGUGCUAUUCAACGACCAGCAACGCUUGUUCAAGAAGACAAAGCGCCAGCGCACAAUCAUUAUAUUCAACAGCGUGUUUUUGACGCAGCGAAGGUACAAAGAUUACUCUGGUGCCCUAAUUCGCCAGAUCUUAAUGCAAUUGAGCCUGCAUGGCCUUGGAUGAAGCGAAGAACUACCCGUAAGGGUGCACCGAAGACGCGACAGGAAGCAUUUGCUGCUUGGCAGGUAGCUUGGCAAGACCUACCGUAG
Molecule: messenger RNA, 1179 nt
Organism: Penicillium cataractarum
Lineage: Eukaryota; Fungi; Ascomycota; Eurotiomycetes; Eurotiales; Aspergillaceae
Exons: 1
Coding region: 1-1179 (392 amino acids)
Biological process (GO): DNA integration; DNA transposition
Molecular function (GO): DNA binding
Source: RefSeq, a predicted model, not a curated record